UAUACGGUCUUCCGUCCGGCAGGGGCCGUUCUAGCCUGGCAGCACGCUGUCUCCGUGUCCCUCAAGCUUUAAUGACAACAAUCCCGCUCGCAGCGCUGAGGGGAACUACAACUCCCGGCACCCCCUUCGCGGCCUUUGCAGCCAAUCUCUGUUCGGGAUUUUUUUUCUCACUGGCGCUGCCGGGGCGCGCGGGCGGCUUUUGUGUGAAGAGGAAGCGGGCGGCGGUGACCCGGACACACCCGGAAAAGACUAGAACAUACCCGGGGGGGAGGGAGGGGGACUCGGCAGGCCGGGAGCCGCGCACGACGCCCGAAAGCCCUGCAGAAUCGGCCUGAGACAAUAAAACACCCGAAAGAGCCCGUAUUUCAGGCCCGGGUCUGGCGUCAUCCCCACAGGAAGAGGCCCGAUACCGACCGGAACCGUCCUUCCGCCUUCCCGUAUAACGUGACCGGAGGAGACACCCGAAUAAUACAUCCGCCGCCAUUUUGUGUCCCUUCCAUACGGGGCUCACCCGAAAGAUAAGAGACGAGGCCAUCCAGGUUGUGAUCGGGCGGGAACACCCGGAGGGGACCGGCACCCCUGAAAAAACACGUCACCGGACCCGAAUUUGCUGACGCCCCUCCCCCUUUUGGGUUCCUGUGGCUGAAGUCCGAGACACCCGGAUCUAGAAUGGAACAAACUGAAGGCCCUAUGAGAGAAAGGGAAAGCUGAUGAUGCCUGAGCACGACAAUGGAUUUCUCCUUCUCUUUCAUGCAAGGGAUCAUGGGAAACACAAUCCAGCAACCCCCUCAACUCAUCGACUCAGCCAACAACCGGCAGGAUGAUGCCAACAGCAGCGAUCAGGCUGACGAGGGCGGUCAUACGCCCUAUGAUUCUGGUCUGCAGCCGGACUUCCAGUACCACACGCCUACCACCGAGGACUUGCCACCCCUCACUAAUGGCUAUCAGUCCUCUUUGGGAUAUGACUCACAAAUCAAAUACCAGGCAUAUUCUCAGUUCCCUAAUGGCUCAGCCAAUGGGUAUGGCAGCAGAAACUUCAGUACCCUGGAGUAUUACCACCAUCUGGAGACUGCCGCUAUGCGGCCUAAUGAGGGGGUAGUUAAAUCUUCCCCUCCCCAGCCCACCUCCCCUCCAACAAGUUUUCAACCUCCUCCUUCCACUUUUACUCAAAAAAAGACUGGCUCCCCAGAGAUCAAGUUAAGAAUCACAAAGACAAUUCAGAAUGGGCGGGAGAUGUUUGAAUCCUCACUAUGUGGGGAUCUCCUUCAUGAAUUCCAAGCAAAUGAAAUAAACCGGAAAAAGCAUGAAAGGCGGCGGGAAAGGAAGGAGAAAAGAAAGAAAAGCAGCAGGCAUCAUCAUCACCAUCACCACCACCACCGUGAGGAGGUGAAGGUGGAGGAACCACAACCCAACAAGAUUCAAAAACUGGAGCCUCCUGAGGAAGAGAUAGCUGAACAGAGAUCCAAUUUUAUUUUUCAGGCUGAACAGAGCCCCAGUUCUCCGCUUUCUCCUGAGGUCCGGACUGGUGUUUGGUUCCAUAUUGGAGACUUGGUUUGGUCUAAGGUGGGAACUUACCCUUGGUGGCCCUGUAUGGUGUCCUGCGACCCUCAGCUUCAUGUUCACAGCAAGAUCAAUUCCAGAGGUGCUCGUGAAUACCAUGUGCAGUUUUUCAGCAAUGAGCCAGAGAGAGCCUGGAUACACGAGAAGCGCAUGCGGGAAUACCGAGGUCGGAAGCAGUAUGAGCAACUGCUGGCUGAAGAUGCUGCUAAAGUACUUAACCAAUCAGACAGGCUUAAGAUGAGGAAGCCCCGGCCGCAGAAAGAACGCAUCCAGUGGGAUAUUGGUAUCGCCCAUGCUGAGAAAGCCCUGCGGAUGACACGGGAGGAGAGAAUAGAGCAGUACACUUUCAUCUACAUAGAUCCAGAGAGCUCUCCUGAACCCAAAAAGCCAGCACCUAGUAAAAAGUGUCGGAGGUCCACAUCAAGUAGUGAGGCAGAAUCUGCCCGUUCAUCAGACGUUACCAAAUCUCCUCCAGCACCUCAAUCUAUUUCUUCGUCAAGAGACUCUAGAGACUCUGUACCUGAAACCCGUAGGCAGAGCCAGAGAAAACAAGCACCGGCACCAGCACCGGCACCAGAACCGGAACCAGAACUGGAACCGGUCCAGCCACCGCCGGAGGAGGAGGAGGCACCGCCACCCCAGCCUCCACCUCCUCCUAAAACCCCCUGGAAGACUGCAGCUGCUCGCAAAUCCCUUCCUCCUUCAGUUCUUUUGCACAGGGGCACUAUAGACCUUCAGAAGUGCAAUAUGUCACCUGUGGUGAAAAUAGAGAAUGUUUUAGCCCUCAAGAAUGCCUCUUCUGAAGGUAUCGACCAAUUCAUAUUCACAACCAAGGGAGAUGGAACCAAGCCGGAAAUCACAAUUAAAUUGACGGAAAAGACGCCCACACCCUCCCCCAACUUGAAGGUUGAGAAAACGUCAGCACAACACACGCCUGCUCCUGAAACAUCAUCGGGGGCCACAGGGAGCUCAGAGAAGAAACACCAGAGAAGAUCUAAUCGGACUCGUUCAGAAUCUGAGAAGUCCUUGGACUCUUUGCCAAAGAAGAAAGUGAAGAAAGAGCAGGUGGAAGACACUCCUCUAACAGCGGUACAGACUGGGUUGCAGAAAGGGGCCAGUGAGAUCUCUGACGCAUGCAAGCCCCUGAAGAAGAGAAGCCGGGCCUCCACCGAUGUGGAGCUUGCGAAUUCCUCCUACCGUGAUGCUUCAGACUCUGACUCCCGUGGCCUAAAUGAUGCACAGAUCAGCUUUGAUAAGCAGCCGGACAGCCCAUCGGCCAAUGCAGAUGCAGAUGCCUCUGAUGUGCAAUCUGUAGAUUCCAGCGUAUCUCGGCGGUCAAGCAAGAGAGACACAGUGUGCCAGAUCUGUGAAACUUUUGGGGAUUCGCUGGUGGCUUGCAAUGGGGACUGCUCUCGUCUCUUCCACCUCGAGUGUCUGGGCAUGGAUGCAUUGCCAGAUGGGAAAUUUAUCUGCAUGGAGUGCAAAACUGGUCUCCACACUUGUUUCUCUUGCAAGAUACCCAGUACUAGUAUCAAGCGCUGUUCUGUACCUUCAUGUGGAAAGUUUUUCCAUGAAUCCUGUGCCCGCCAGUUUUCAGCAACGGUCUUCGAUUCAAAGGGCUUCCGGUGCCCACACCAUUGCUGCAGCUCCUGCAGUGCUGACAAGGACACGUAUAGAGCCUCCAAAGGGCGCAUGUUACGCUGUGUACGAUGCCCAGUGGCGUAUCACAGUGGAGACAACUGUGUGGCUGCAGGCAGCCUCAUCCUCACUGGUAAUCUCAUCAUUUGCAGCAACCAUUCCAAGCGCAGUGGACAUUCUUCCUCUGCUGUCAACGUGAGCUUCUGCUUCGUUUGUGCUCGAGGUAAGCAAUGGCUGAUAGUUCAGGAUUAUACCCUGGUCAGUUCUAUGUCCUUUAAGUCCCACUUUCUACUGAAUGACUCAAAGCGUGCAGAGUUGAUGAAAAUACCUAUGAUUCCUUCUUCCUCGCCAGCUUUCCUAAAGAAAUCUGAGAAAGGAGGCGGCAAGCUACUAUGCUGCGAUUCGUGUCCAGCCGCCUUCCACCCUUCCUGUCUCAACAUAGAGAUGCCACAAGGAUCCUGGAGCUGCAAUGACUGUAGGACGGGGAAGAAGCUGCACUACAAACAGAUUGUGUGGGUCAAGCUUGGGAAUUACAGAUGGUGGCCAGCUGAGAUCUGCAAUCCGAGGUCCGUCCCACUCAAUAUCCAGGGCCUGAAACAUGACAUAGGAGAUUUUCCAGUUUUCUUCUUUGGUUCUCAUGAUUAUUAUUGGGUACACCAUGGUCGUGUCUUUCCCUAUGUAGAAGGGGAUAAAAGCUUUGCAGAGGGCCAGACCAGUAUGAACAAAACUUUUAAGAAAGCUCUGGAAGAGGCUGCUAAGAGGUUCCAUGAACUGAAGGCACAGCGGGAGAGCAAAGAAGCACUGGAAGUGGAGAGAAACUCCAGAAAACCCCCUCCAUACAAGCACAUCAGGAACAACAAACCUGUGGGGAAAAUUCAGAUCCAGGUGGCCGAUAUCUCAGAAAUACCUCGUUGUAACUGUCGUUCCUCUGAUGAAUCUCCGUGUGGCCUGGACUCCCAGUGCCUGAACCGUAUGUUGCUUUAUGAGUGUCACCCACAGGUGUGCCCUGCUGGGGAGCAAUGCCAAAACCAGAGCUUUACCAAACGGCUUUACCCAGAGACUGAGCUGUUCCGCACUGAGAGGAGAGGCUGGGGCCUUCUGUGCAAGAGAGAUAUUCGAAAGGGUGAGUUUGUGAAUGAAUACGUAGGGGAGCUGAUCGAUGAGGAAGAGUGCAGACUUCGCUUGAAAGGAGCCCAUGAAAACGGAGUCACCAACUUCUACUUGCUUACUGUCACCAAGGAUCGUAUCAUAGAUGCUGGCCCUAAGGGGAAUUAUUCCCGAUUUAUGAAUCACAGCUGUAACCCCAACUGCGAAACCCAAAAGUGGACGGUGAAUGGCGAUGUGCGAGUCGGACUGUUUGCUCUUUGUGACAUACCUCAAGGUACUGAGUUAACAUUUAACUAUAACCUUGACUGUUUGGGAAACGGUCGAACGGAGUGUCAUUGUGGUGCAGAUAACUGCAGUGGUUUCUUGGGGGUACGACCAAAAACAGCUUGUGCUACAGCAACAGAAGAAAAGGCCAAAAAUGCCCGCUUGAAAGCAAAGAAACGCAAAAUCAAAACUGAGCAAAAACAGAUGCAUGAAGAUUUCUGUUUCCGCUGUGGUGAUGGGGGGGAGUUGGUGAUGUGUGAUAAGAGAGACUGUCCUAAAGCUUAUCAUCUCCUCUGCCUUAACCUGACACAGCCUCCCUAUGGGAAAUGGGACUGUCCUUGGCACCAGUGUGACAAAUGCGGAUCCACCUCCUCAUCCUUCUGUGAAUUCUGCCCUUCGUCUUUCUGCAGAGAGCAUGAUAAAGGAGAGUUGACAAUCUCAUCCCUGGAAGGGAGACUGUGCUGCUCUGAGCAUGACCCCAAGCGCCCAACGGCAUACGGAGAGAAGAAAUUUAAAUUUAAAAUCGAGCAUGAGGAUUCCUCAUUACCAUCAGAGUUUUAAAAAAGAUGAUGCACAUCAGAUUGAAACCUCUUCUUCAUACAGUGUGAACUCUCCCCUUCGAUCAAUAGCGGGGAUGCGUAAUGUGCACAUCGUGUUUUAUUGCCAGGAUUGAAUUGUACAUGACCUAUUAGUGUCAUUUCCUUGUUCUUAGAAACUCAUCUUUUUUAUUAUUAUUAUUUUGAUGGUGGAAUUGGUCUCCCUCUUUUCCCCACCGUUGUGGUCAACAAGUUGUAUUUAUUAUAUUUAUUAUAUUUUUUAUUUUUCAUCUGGAUGAUGAAAAAAUUUUUUUGGCUUGGGCAACCAACUUCCCCAGUUUUAGGUAUUUUGAAGAAAGAAACAGAAAAAUUUCAUUUUUUGUAAUCAUAAACAUGUAUAAAAAUAUGGAUCCUGGAUGAAUUCUAGAAUGUUCUUUUAAAGAAAAAAAAAAACAAAAAACGGUUGCAGCAGGAAUUAAAGGCAUAUGUUUACCUGGCUCUUAAGACUAUAUGGGAAUUCAACAGAUUAUAAACCCCUUUGCGUCUCCUGGUGGAAUACAAGAGCAGGACAUUCAGUGAACGGAUACAGUUAUACAGUAUAUACUUAAAAACAGAACAAAGCAACAAUGUCUGCCUAACGUCUUCAUGAAGUGAAGAGGAAAGCACAGAGAUCCUAUUUUUCCCUGUGACUUUAAUGGAUAUGUUCUUGGCCUCCUAUCAUUCUCCAUCCUUCUAAAAUGACCUUUUUGUUAGUGAUCAAGACCUAAAUGGAAUUUAUCCUUUAGGAAUUGAGGGUAAAUAACUGUCCUCUUGCAUUGAAAUUGGCAUCUACACAGUACAUUUUUAGAGGAUGCUCUUGUCACCCCUCUGGUGCAUCACUCAUUAAGUAUUAAAGAACAAAGCAAAAACCAUCAAACGGCGCAAUCACUGACAGUGAUCCUUCUAUAGGAAAAAUAUCCUAUUACUAUAAAAGGGUUUACCAUAGGAUGGACAGUGACAUUUUCCAGCGACUUCAUGUAGUCUUUUUUCUAUACUUCUGUAAAAGGACAUGAAGGGGAUUUCAGCUGUCACUUUAAUAUAACAGUAUAGUCAGUUGUUCUGAUUGUGCCUGUACAUGAGUUAUCAGUGCUCUAGAACCAUCCAAGACUGUUCACUUUAUUAAGAGAAAGGAAUAAGUGCUUGAUUAUCAUUCCUCACUAUGUACAGUCAAAUCUUGUGGUGUUAUUCCACUGUAUCAAAAGCAAUUACAGUUGUUGCCAUCCACCAACCCACCCUAUGUCACAGGAAGGGAAUGGAGAUAGAAGGGUAGAUCUUCAACACUAAUGGUCUUGGGUUGUUCACAUAUUACAGUCCCCAUUCUGUGUGAUAGUCCUAAAUGCACACAAUUCCAUUCCAAGGUUCUAUUUUGUGUGGCGACCAUUCGAGACCUGCGCUAGCCCUUUAUGUUGUCAACACUUUUGACAGCGGUACAGUCGAAUUGCACAAACUACAGUAAAAUUGCACAACCUGAAAUGCACAUGCAUGCAGAUGUAUGCACCUCUAUAUAUGAGCGAGACACUCCUGGCCUGGCAUUUUAAUGAUGUAUAUCCUUGUCUGGACUUGAGAUUGUUAUUAAGUACAAAAUAUGUUUAUGGUGGUAGUUUAUUUUUACAUGUUUUUUUUUUCUUUUAUAUUCUGCUUUAGUUUAUAAAGCAGCAAUUGUUCUUUGUAACCUUCAGCUUGAAUGCACUGUGCCGAUGUUGGUGCGAUGGUUUUAGCUUACAGGUUGAAUUAAAUGAGUCGAAGACUAUGAGGUCUUUUGAGGUGCAUUAGCUGUCAAAAUUGGUAUGAUCUAAUUAAAUUGCAUAGAUCAUGUACGUUCGUUUAUUGGAGCACAACGGUCAUUUGUUUUUUUUUAGUGCAUUUAUUAUAUUAUUAUUUCUAGCCAUACCUUUGUUCCAAGUAUCAAAUAGGAGAUUUUUUUGUUGUGCUCAGAUGUGAUAGUGAACCGUUCUCUGAAUACAGUUGUUUUGUAUUCAGGGAGCCACGGUGACCGGCAUUACAGGCUGCUUGAUAGGCACGAGGAGAACGCAAAUAGUUAAACCUGAAGGAUGAAGCAGUGUGCUUUAGGAACAAUAAAAGACGACAUGUACAAGAUAGUAAAUAAUUCACCUUUCUAUAAAGGGUUUUCUCAAUGGAACAUGCAUAAUGGACUUUUACUUAAAGGAAAUCUGUCAUGAAAGAACAUGGAGGUUGCCAUUACUGACCUAUCCUGUUUAAAAAGAGCAAGUAGGCAGAUAAGGACUUGUGGCUUUCCAGAUUGGUAUACUUAUUCUGGAUCAGUGAUCUGAAAAAUAUGUAAGCCGAUGAACAGCAUAACAGCUGAAGCAAGGAAGUUCAGCAAUAGCAUCCCAGUGUUGCUUUGAUGACAGGUUUACUUUACUUUCUGGCUGGCCCUUACUUCAAAAGGACUAGGGCUUGUGGCCUCAGGUUUUACAGUUGGGUUAUGAUGCUCUAUGAGCACAAUAAGAGCUUUGUUUUAUGGUGUUUUUUGGUGACAUUGUCACUGCUGACCCACCAGUGAACAUUUGUUUAGUAACAAACGACAUUGAAGCUUAUGACAUGACCAUUGAAAGAUUGGUUAUGCUUGGCACUAGAGCUUUGUAUUGGUCAGAAUGGUUAAGUAUAAAUGAGACUGCAGGGUCAAAAGGUGCUGAUUGUGCACUCCCCGCUCCCUUAUAUUGCUGUUUGUGGGGAUGAGUAACAGAGCAGAACUCAGUACAGGCUUCAGGUGAGCCUAACAUGCAGCUUGUGGGUGUGCAAAGCCUCAUCGUCACUUGUUGCACAUGUCAUGGUGGAACACAUUGGAAGUAAAUGACCAUGCAGUGCUGUAAUAUGAGCAUAUGCAGCAAGUGACAAUGAAAAAUUCUAGUAUAAUGGCAAAUAGUCAUGAUAUUGGUUUAAAAGAAAAACAAAUCUCAAAUCUUACAAUAAAAAAACAAUUAACACUUUCCAUCAUUCCGAUUUACAGAAAAGUUUAGGUAGAAGAAAACAGAAGCAGCACAUUAUGCAUCUUGUAUGCUAAGGUGUGAUGUUCUGUGCAGGCGGAGAGGUAACAUAAAAGCUGAACUCCAGCUAGAUCGCUACAUACACAGCUCAGAUAAAUAUAUUUGAACUAAUUUAUCUACCAAAAGGUUUGUAAUAUAAAUGAUUAGUUCUGCUCAGCAGCCUUUUUGACUUGCAUACAUUUCCCAUGUGUUAUAAUAAAGCUGGGUGACACCCCUGCUCUCUGCAGCAGCUUCCAAUGUUGCGUGUCUGCUCACCGGACUGAGAACUAACAUCACCAUACCUCUGAAGUCUCUUUGUACUCCUCUUAUAUGCUGUCUAAACACUUCCCCUCUGUCUUCCAUUGCCCCAAAACAUGUUUGAUUUAAAAUCCCUUGGUAAUACAUUAGCACAUGAUUGGCUUACAGCACAGACACUCAUAGUCUGAAUGAUUUACGACUGUGCAGGAGACUGUGAUAAAGUGCCAUAAAGAUAGAUUUUCAACUAUUACCGUUAGACUUUCAACUAUUACCGUUAAAAAGGAACUUUGCCCUUAUUAUAGAAAUCACCACAAAUGCACCUUUAGAAACACUUAGUAAUGGCAAUCUUUUCUCCCCCCUAUUCUUCUCACGCUGCCCUUUUUAACUUAAGGGCAUGUGAAUACAUCCUGGAAAUAGAACUUCCCAGGAUGGAGCUGUGAGGCCCUGGUUACAUCAUCAGAAACCAGGAAGCAGAAAUUAAUUAUUUAAUAAAAGCAAAAAAUGUUUAAUGGAAUGUAAAAUAAGCUAUAUGCUAAUGUGUUUUUUAGUAAAACAAAAUGCCCAGACUAUGAACAUUAACAUUUAACAUCCCCUUAACAAACAGUAAAAGAGCUUAAAAAAAAGUCCAUCACUGACCUCUGUAGCUGCAGGCACUGUGGAGAAAUUGACCCUCAAAGACCACAAAUGAGACUCUAAGGCUGGGUUCACACAUAUGCGAUGCGGGAACCAGCGCAAUUCCAGGGCGAGUUCUCGCAUUUCGCAUGUCUCCUGCAGGCAAGUCACACUGCCUUAUGCGAACCGAUGCGGGUGUCAAUAUAAAGUUAAUGACACCCCCAGAUCGGUUCACAGAUUGCAGUGCGAACUGUAAAAUGGUGCAGGAAUCGAAUCGUAUCGUAUGGGUGUGAACAACCAUGCAAUCCGAUUCCCGUGGUGACCAAAAAAAAGGGUCCUGCACCAUUUUUGUCCAAAUGCGAUGUAAAUUUAGCUAUACAGUUUGUAUGGCUAAAUUUGCACUGCAUGUGAUCUGCGCAGCAAUGCAGUGCAAAUCACAUGCGAUGUCUGACAUCGCAAUAGUGUGAACCCAGCCUAAAGUUGGGCUCCAGUCAGUGUUUACCAGCUUGUGGCAACUGCCAUUUGUUUACAAUAGAGGACUGGCAGACUACUAAGUCUGUUCUGGCAGAACUUAUAAAAGGGUAAAGAGCUGUGAUCUCAGUGCCUCUGUUAUGAAUAUUGGAGAUGAAUUUCUCCACAAUGUCCUGCUUUACAGGUCCUUUACUUCUGGUUAGAAAUAUAAUUAACUGAAUGCACAUAGUUUGGGCACAGGCACAGGUUAAAUAGACUAAAAGCUGUUUCUUUUAUAUAUGUUUGGUGUUCUGCUUUAGGUGACAUUGGUUAUAAAACCUGUGACCAGUCAUGACUUAUUCCUGACAGUUGUGAGAAAUCACUUCUGUAGAAAAGUUUUUAUAUUUUAGAAAGCUGAUCUAGGAGGGAACUAAAACAAUGGAAAGAGAGACCAGCAGUUGCUUAAAAGAGGACUUCAGAGAGGGCUACAAUUUGUGAUAUUACCCAAAUGGAUCUCAAUCAAGAGUAACAUUUUAAAUUUACCAAUGAAAAAUCCUUAAAGUUUUUUUAAGAAGUAAAUGAUAUAUGAAUCAACACAACUUUAAUUACAGGGUCUGCCCAUAUUGUGCCAAACACACAAGCUUUUUUUUUAUUAUGGGGAGAAAGUAAGAAUUUUCUAUUGUGUUGUCUUGGUUAUUAUGUGCCAACAAAUUAUUGUAUUUACAAUUUAAUUGUACAGGUUUUACUGUUCAGAUUGUUUGAUGUUUAGCAGUGUUAAAGUCUUUUUCUUCCUGUAUAGUGUCAUCCAUACCAGUGUCCUUUCCAUGAAAUCCAGUACAUGCUGCUAUUUUAUAUCGUCUACAGAUUUUUUUUGUGUACUUUGGCUGCAGGCAAACUAGAUCAUAAAGACCUACUAAAAUACACUAGUAUGUUUCUUUUUGUUUUUUAUGUGUUUUUCCACCCACUGAGACUUGCUGGUGUCUACGUAUAAAUGCAAUUUGUGUUUUACAUUUUUGUUCUAAAAAAAAAAAAUCAAGACUGAAUAUUUGUACUUUUUAUUACUAAAUAUACUCAAUAGUAAGUCCCAA
This is a messenger RNA of Rana temporaria (common frog), 10539 nucleotides long. RefSeq names its product nuclear receptor binding SET domain protein 3 (gene NSD3). The transcript is spliced from 23 exons. Gene Ontology annotation, cellular component: chromatin; nucleus. Lineage: Eukaryota; Metazoa; Chordata; Amphibia; Anura; Ranidae. Bases 730 to 5130 code for a protein of 1466 amino acids. The record is from RefSeq and is a predicted model, not a curated record. Gene Ontology annotation, molecular function: histone H3K36 methyltransferase activity; protein binding. Gene Ontology annotation, biological process: regulation of DNA-templated transcription.